This is a messenger RNA of Oikopleura dioica, 8445 nucleotides long. The record is from the annotation of a GenBank genome assembly. NCBI's taxonomy places the organism in Eukaryota, Metazoa, Chordata, Appendicularia, Copelata, Oikopleuridae.
AUGAUGAUGGAGAAAGACGAAAUCGACGCGAAAGUAAAUGAGCUGGCCAGGUCUGGCGGAAACCCGGCCAUGCGAGGGGUGAUGUUCGCCAAUAUGUACAUCAAAGUCAAAGCAUACGACUCAGCAAUGAGUUGGUUGGAUAAAUUUUUAACUGUUAAAGGAAGAGAUGCAGAUGCCUACUCCUUGUAUGGAGAUUGUCAAUUCGGAAAAGAAAAUUAUCAAAAAGCGCUUGAUUGCUACAAGCGCUCCCUCGAAUUCCGCCCUCGCCAGCCCGCCCUGGCGUUGAAAGUGGCAGAUAUGCUUGUUCGCCGUGCCGAGACGCGAAACCUCUCCAGUGCCAAGAUCUGGAUCGCCAAGGCCGAGAACUUCAACCAAGGCAGUCUCGAGCUGUACGAAGUGCGCAAAAGUUUCACCGAACAGCGCAUCGCCGCGAAAGAAGUAGAACCCAUCGAGAUCGAGCGACUGAUUCAAAAUCAACUUCGCCAAACGCCUCGAUGCGCAAAAUUAUACAUCGACUUGCUGCACCAUUUCAAACGCCAGAAGAAUUUGAAAGAAGCGAUCGCCCCGCAGAUUAGAAAAUUAGAAUCAGACGCCGUAUCCAGAACGGUUCUCAUGGGCUCUGUUGAAUGGCUCGAAGAAACAGCAAAUCUCGCGAAACCAGCUAAUAUCUCGAAUGAAUUACCAAAUCACGCGCUCCUCCGUGAAGUCGACUCGUCAAAAAUCGCAAUUGCUGCUGCGUACCUCAGUUCCGCCGCUAACAACCCCGCCGCCAUCGAAAAGGAGCUCAAGCUCCAGCUUUCCGGCGAAGAGCAGCGCAUCAGGCUUGCGGCCAAUCUCCUUCCAAAGUCAAAAUAUCUCUCCGUGGCGCUCACACCUGACGACUGUAAACUUGAAGAUGUCCAAUUUCAAAUGGAAAAAAUCGUGGCCAACUUCGGCAACGAUCUUGACUCGCUCGUUUGGACCCUGGCCGCCGGAGGGUUUAAACCAGCUCUUCUCCAGCGAUAUGUCAAGUCUCAAUUCGCUACUUUGAUAGCCACUACAUCAGAUGCCAAUCAAAUCAGCCAGUACGACAUUGAGUCCUUCCUCGUCGCCGUCAUCGCCAAUGUCGACGCUUCCUCGAUCGCCACUUCGCUUCCCAAAAACAACAUCAUCUUCAAACAAGAGCAGCGAGAUUUCUGGGACGCAGCAGUUCUGCUUUACAAGUCUCAGGCGAUGAAGAGCAACAUGGCUCAACUCCGACGAACAUUGAAAAACGGCAAAAACGUGAUCCGACUUGCCGGGCGAAAUCCAUCUGUAGAAAUUGUCACAAAGAUUGGUCAACAUUUUGCUCACACUGAUCGACCAGGCUUUGCGCUCAAGUACCUAGAAUCCGUCGAAAAUGAGCUGAUCUCCCUCUCAAAGGAUAAGGCAAUCCUUGGUUCAAAAGCCGAAGUGACCUUCCUCGGAUCUGCAGCUGUGAAACUCAACUGCGUUUCAGCUGGACAAGCCGUCGCAGACCUCGCGCUCGCCCGCGGAAAUUUGAAAGCAGAAGAAGGAAACAUUGAAGAAGCUAUUUCAUUCUACGAAGCGGCUAACACUGCUGAAUCCCUCAUCAACGCAGCUUCGAUGAUCCGUGAUAUCGAAACUGACGAUAGCGAAGAUUCCCGCGUAGAAUCUCUUGAACGCGCGCUCCACUACUGCUCCAAGGCGAAAACGCUAAAGCCAGAUGCAAAUCAGACAGAGUUGCUUCAAGAAGUCGAAUCUGAGUUGUCAGAAGUGCUGAAUGAAAGCAAAAUGACGAUGAACAGCACGGCCGCUAACGCUACCAACGGAACAACUCAAAAUGGAACGCUCAACGGAACGCUCAAUGGCACCUUGAACUCGACAGUCGAAAGUGUCUAUACAACUCCUCAAGUUCGUUGGACGCCGUCUCGUUCCAGCAAAAACAAGGAGCUCGAAAACACCAUCAAAGAAUUGAAAGAACUAGUGAUCCAAAAGGAUACGAAAAUCGAUGAAUUGACGAAGAAUGUCCAGUCGAACGCAGACAACAUCCGUCAACUCACGGGACUGAUCACCAACUUGCUCGUCACGACCCAACCAAUGAUGAUGCAUCAUAUGGCCGUGAUGGGUGGUCAAAGACCACCAGUACCCAUGCCGGGGCAUGAAGCAAUAGCGCAGAUGCAGCGUCUGCCGAUGCAACAAGGUCAGCAGCCAGUGCCCAUGCAGAAUCCGAUGGUAGCGCAGCAGCAAGCAAUGCGCAUGCCGAUUAAUAGAUUUGGACAGCCUAUGCCAGGCGGUAUGCCUCCUCGGCCAAUGAUGGUACCUCAACCAGCUCGACCACAAAUGGUCCCUCAGCCACAACAGGCAGCUGCUCCGGUUCAAGCACCAGUUCAAGCGGCUGAAAUUCCAAAGCCAACUCUACCUGUCUCAAAAGCCGAGCCUCUUCAGUUCUCAACACCAAACAAGACCCAAGAGCCGCCUAAGUUUGAGUUCAAGCCAAAAGAUGGCCCCUCUGCAUUUGAGUCGAAACCGCUUACUGGUGGUUUCUUGAGCUCCACUCCUGCUCGAGCACCGGCGGCAACCAACACUUUUUCAUUCAAAUCGCCUCAGCAGAUGGAGAAAGAAAAUGCGAAACUGGAACAAGAAGAGCGCGAGGAAGAUGAUCAAGAUGGUGAUGCUGGUCCUCAUUUCGAGCCUGUCAUUCCUCUUCCUGACCUCGUCGAAGUCAAGACUGGUGAAGAAGACGAAGAAGUCAUCUUCACUCAUCGAGCAAAGCUCUUCCGAUGGGCUGACUCUCAGUGGAAGGAAAGAGGUCUUGGCGACAUGAAAAUCAUGAAAAACCCGAAGAACGGCAAGUACAGAUGUCUCAUGAGGCGAGAGCAAGUUUUAAAAAUCUGCUGCAAUCAUUUGAUCCAGUCAAGCUACUCUUUGAAGCCCAUGGCUGGCAAGGACACCGCUUGGAUCUGGACCGCCAUGGACAACAACCCAGAAGAGGGUAAAGAACACGAAAUCAUUGCUCAGCAGUUUGCCAUCCGCUUUAAAACCGCUGAAACAGCAAAAGAGUUCGAAAAGGCCUUCAUUCUUGGCUCCAAAGCUUCUACUCCAACGAAACCAGCAGAAACAAAAGCACCAGCGAAGCCAUCACCGAAGCCCUCUGGCAGAUUCGACAUCUCCGGCGGAACCAGCAGCGGUGUUUUUAACCCAUUCAAGGUUCAGGAAUCAAAGACUUCGCCAAAAGAGGAAGCACCUCCCGCUAGACCAAUCGCUACUGCCUCUCGAUCCAAGGCUAAAACUGCGGCAGCUGACGCAAAGCCACCUCCAAAGGCAGAAGAAGCGAAGGAUUACUCGGGUCUCAAGACCAAUCUAGCUGCUAUUUUCACCAAGAAACCAGAGGAAGUAAUUCAAAAAUCUCCCGAAAAGCCUAAAGAAGAAGAAAAGCCGAAAGUGAAUCUUUUCGGCGGACUCGCGACUGCUAUGAAGACCGGAUUAGGAAGCAGUGCUACUACUAACGCUCCUGGAUUCAACUUCAGCUUCAAAAAGAGUGACGCGAGUGGCGAUGCUCCAAAGGCCGAAGCAACACCAGCGCCAUCAGCAGGUGCAUUUAGCUUUGGGAAGCCCGCUCCAGCAGCAGCUGCCGCAUCGCCGGUUGCACGAUCUCUUUUCGGAACCCCUUCAAAUACAAACUCAGGCUUCAAUUUCGCGUCUCAAUCUACCGAAUCGAAACCAGCUUCAGGAGGUUUCAGUUUUGGCUCUGCUAAAUCAACUGGCGGCUUUGGCUCCAUCGCUAAAGAUUCCAACGCUUUCGCUGGUGGAAAAGCCGAUCUGCCCGGAAAAGGAGCAUCAAUCUUUGGCGCUCCUAAAGAGAAAGAAAACGGCGAUGAAGGCGACGGAGAUGCUGAGGUUGAUCCCUACUUCGCUCCGAUCAUCGACCUUCCCGAUUUGGUCAAAGUCAAGACUGGCGAAGAAGGCCUCGAGGUUCUUUUUACUCACCGAGCUAAGCUGUUCCGUUGGGCGAAGGAAACCUCAGAGUGGAAAGAACGCGGUCUCGGCGAUAUCAAAGUCUACCGUGAUCCAGCAACUGGCGACGGCCGCGUGAUUCUUAGACGUGAACAGGUUCACAAAUUGGCGUGUAAUCAUGGCGUCGAUCCAAACGCCGAGUUGAAACCGUUGAACAACUCAGAUAAGGCUUGGAGCUGGACGGCGAUGGAUUAUGCUGACGGGGCAGCGUCGCCUGAGAUGUUUGCCGUGCGUUUUAAGAACGCUGAUCUUGCCAAGCAGUUCAAGACCGCAUUCGAUAGCUUCAAAGAAGGAGCUCCUCAUCAUUCCGUUGUUGGAGCUUCGUCUGAUGAACCCGCUACAAAUGGAAAAACCGAAGAUCCACCAAAGCCAGCUGAAAAGAAAGAAGAACCAAAACAAGCCACCGGUUUCUCUUUCGGAGCAAAAACAGAGACUAAACAAACUGGUUUCUCAUUCGGCGCUAAGACAGAAGCACCAAAACCCGCCGCUCCAGCGGCCACUGGGUUCGGUCAGGUAUCCGCUCCGCCAAAGAAUGAGACUCCAGCUGAAAUGGCGCAACGACUCGAGCGCGAGAAACUCGCUAAAGAGCUGCAAGCUGCUGCAUCAUCGAACAAAUUUUCCUUUGGAACAAAGUCUACUGCUCCUGCUACAAGUGGUUCAGCCGCACCCGCUCCUACUCUCUUCGGUAGUGCAGCUAGCAAGCCAGCAGGAAAUCAGACCUUUUCCUUUGGAACACCUGCUGGAGGCUCUGGAUUUUCUUUUGGCUCAAAAGAUGCUGGAAAAGCUGAUUACAGUCACAUCGGUUUCGGAGCUGCUAAAGCUGACGAUUCAGUCGACGAGGAUGAGCUCUUUGGCGUGAAUAGCGAAGCGAGUGAUUCCGAAGAUGAAAGUUCAAUCCAAGUUGAGUCAAGUGAAGUUGCUGCUCUCCCUGAUUGCGAGCUUUUCAAGAAGCUAACUGGUCGGCCUUCUGAAGAACUCGUCAAAAAAGCCAUCUCUCUUGGGCUUGCAGAGACCUUCUACAACUACCUCGAAGCAGGAACUCCUUCUGAGCCUAAUACCUUCCCAUGGGAGACAGAAACGGCGUCGAUCCCUAAACCUUCGUUCUCGUUUGGACAACAAACAACGCCUGCUCCUGCCUCUGGUGGUUUCAACUUCGGAGGCGCAGCGAAACAAUCGAGCGGCUUCAACUUCGGUGGCGGUUCAUCUGGCGGUGGUUUCGGUAGCAUCAAGUCAAGUGGCGGCGGUUUUACCUUCAAAACUGAUUCUCCUAACAACGCCUUCAAAAACGCUGGACAAGCUCUUUUCGGCGGAAACGAUGGGGAAGAUGGUCAGAACGGCGACGGUGACGAAUGCACAGCUACCUUCAAGCCAGUUCUUGAGGAGCUUCCGCCAGAGAUCCAGACCACAAAACGUUACCGUGUGGUGAUGCGACGAGAACAAGUCUUCAAGAUCUGCGCGAAUCACUACAUCACCGCGGAAAUGUCACUCAAGCAAAACAGCAACUCUGAUCGAGCGUGGAUGUGGACUGCGAUGGAUUACGGCGAUCCAAACGAGCCUAUUGGACAAGUUCAAAACUUCUGCAUCAGAUUCAAAAACUCAGAAAUUGCGAAUAAUUUCAAGAAGGUCUUUGAGGAGUGCCAAGUUGGCCUGCUAAAUAUACCAAUGAAUACUCCAUCGAGAAAGGACUCCGAGGAAAUAUCCAAAAGUAGAAUCGCGAUCAACGAAGAGAAGGUCAAUAAAAUGAAGGACGAGCUUAACUACUUCAAGGACAAAUUUGAAAAGAAUGAAGAGAUCAAACUCGGUGAAAAUGGAAGUAUAACACCUUUGGUCAAGCAGCACAAGGAAAAGCUCAACAGAACCAAGAGCGUUCUACCAACGCCGCAGGUCAUUGCCAAUAAGGCAGAUGAAACAGAGAGCCCGGAGAAAGAAGCAAAUGUUUCAUUUACGCCUGUUCUUGAGAAAUUGCCCGACCUCAUUGAUGAAAAGACAGGAGAAGAGGAAGAAACCGUCGUUUUCGCGUCUCGUGGAAAACUGUACAUUUGGAAAGACGAGCAGUGGAAAGAACGAGGUCUCGGCGGAGUCAAGAUUUUGUCGAAAAAUGGCUCUAGCCGAAUUGUUAUGAGACGAGAUCAAGUCAUGAAGGUUUGUCUCAACAUGCCGAUCAAUAAGGACACCCCGGAUGUUAAAGACAAGAAGGAUUCAAACGGAAAGGCGGUCAACUUUAUCGGCCUCGAUUUCAGUGGAAUGGCGACAGAAUCGAAAGACAUGAACGUCGUUGGAGAAGAAGGAGUCACUGCGUCAGAGAGCGGCGAGCUACUUAGCUUUGCUCUCAGGCUCAAGACAGAAGAAAUCGCCGGUUUCUUCAAGACUGCUUUCAUGGCUGGAAAGAAUGCCGAAACAAUCGCCCCCGUUUUCGUCCAGAAAGAUGAGCCAAAGAGCAUCAAGUCGCCCGAGCCCGUCAAAUCCCCGGAGAAGGAGGAAGAAGCAGCGCCAGUUUCGACUGGACCAGCCUUCUCAUUCACCGGUUUUUCUGCUCCUGCGGCUACCGGUGGAUUUAGCUUUGGCUCGCCUGCUCCCAAGCCAGCCUCAACAGGAUUUAACUUCGGCGCAGCGGCUUCUGGCAAUGCUGCUCCGAAAGGAUUCAACUUUGGAGCUCCAAAUCUGACUUUAUACGAUGAAGUCAUCUGGGCAGAGCAGCAAAAGAUCCAUUCACGUGUCAAACGCGAUGUUUCAAUGAGCGAUCCUCUUUGGGAUCGAAUGUGGUACAUAAACCCUAAUUAUGUAAAUGAGCGGACCGGGCAAGAGCGAAAUGCUCAUGCGACGAGGCAUAUGAAUAUCACAGGAAAGGGAAUAGUAGUCACAGUACUCGACGAUGGAGUUGAAAAAACUCACCCUGAUCUUGUUGAAAACUACGAUCCCGCAGCUUCUUAUGACAUCAACAACAACGAUCCUGAUCCAACUCCUCGAUACUCCGCCUUCAACCGAAAUUUCAACUAUGCAACUGCACAGUGGAACGCCCGGUCAAAUCCAGAGCUUCGAUUAACCAGCGAUCUUCGCAAUUAUGAACGAGAGACUAACAUGCAUGGAACUCGGUGUGCUGGACAAAUUGCUGCUUCUGCGAAUAAUGGUCUUUGUGUUCCAGGAGUUGCUUACAACGCAAAAGUUGGAGGGAUCAGAAUGUUGGAUGGAGAUGUGACUGAUCUCGUUGAAGCAAAAUCUAUUGGGCUGAAUCCAGACCACAUCGACAUCUACUCCGCUAGCUGGGGCCCGGAUGACGAUGGACGACGGAAUGGACUUGGCUCAAUUUUUGUUUGGGCAUCUGGCAAUGGUGGCAAAUACGAUGACAAUUGUAAUUGUGAUGGCUAUGCAACGAGUAUCUACACCGUUUCUGUCAGCUCGACGACGAUGAAUGAAGAUGUUCCUUGGUACUCGGAAUCUUGUGCUUCAACGAUGACAACGACUUAUUCUUCAGGUGGAUUCACAUCAGCGAAAAUAGUCACAACAGACCUCAGAGGAAUGUGCACAAAAGAACACACAGGAACGUCAGCAUCAGCUCCGAUGGCCGCUGGAAUGAUCGCACUCAUGCUCGAGGCGAAUCCGAAUUUGACAUGGAGAGAUGUUCAGCAUAUCAUCGUUCAAACUUCUAAAGCGUCCGGUCUUUAUGAUCCCAGAGGAGCGACUAAUCCUGGCUGGCUUACUAACGGAGCCGGGAGACAAUAUUCUCACAGAUAUGGGUUUGGAUUGAUGGAUGCAGGAGCAAUGACAGAAUUGGCGAAAAAUUGGAGUCGCGUGUCCAGACAGCUCAUUUGCGAGCGCAACGUUAUCAGUGGAAGCAGUCAAGUAUCCAUCUAUUCUUCCUCUUCGUUCUACAACCCGAUCAUUGUCAGUUUUCACGUGUCACAGGAAGACUGCCCCGCCGGAAUCACUCAAAUGGAACACGUCAAAAUUCAAAUGAACGCGGCAUUUAGCCGUCGCGGAGACUUGCAAAUGAUUCUUGUCUCACCAUCAGGAACUGAAAGCGUUAUUGUGGGCGCGAGGCGAUACGACAAUUCGAAACAAGGAUAUUAUGGCCACGAAUUUAUGACGGUUCACAUGUGGGAUGAGUCCCCUUAUGGCGAGUGGCAUUUGAAGAUUAUGAACAUGGGCGCGACCUGGAAUCAUGGAGCAAGGAGCAAUUCUAGCGGCUUUUUACGGCAGUUUUCGUUGCAAAUUCAUGGAACAAGAGAAGGAGACAUGCCUGAGAGCACAAAAAGAAGAAAUAAAACUAAAAAUGAAAUCCGUAACGGUCUCUGGCCCGCCGUCAAUCGCGCCUAUCGCCUCCCCAACCCUCGAUAUCUUUACCGAAACGAAAAGGGAGACACUGAGAAGCAUUCUUUCCUGAAGUCCGCAGUUAAAACACCCAAGUCCAAGCUCAAACCAGCCGUUCUUAGAUCAGGGUAUCAUGGAUAA